UCGAGUGCAUUUCAAGUCUACGAUCAAGUUGCGAAGAUGCCACCUAAAGCAAGCGGAAAAGCUGUGAAGAAAGCUGGUAAAGCUCAGAAGAAUAUUAGCAAGUCUGAUAAGAAAAAGAAGAGGAGGAGGAAGGAAAGUUAUGCUAUCUACAUCUACAAGGUGUUGAAGCAAGUUCAUCCUGAUACUGGAAUUUCCAGUAAAGCCAUGAGCAUCAUGAACAGCUUUGUAAAUGAUGUUUUUGAGCGUAUUGCGGCUGAAGCUUCACGUUUAGCACAUUACAACAAGAGAUCUACCAUCACUUCUCGGGAAAUCCAAACUGCUGUCAGACUUCUGUUGCCUGGUGAAUUGGCUAAACACGCUGUUUCUGAGGGUACUAAAGCCGUCACCAAGUACACCAGUUCAAAAUAAACGCUGCAGCGUCUUAUAAAUCAUCGGCCCUUCUCAGGGCCAACAAUAUUCUCAUAACGUUAAACAACUUGGUUAUAACUCAUUAUUGAAUAUUUUUUAACCCGAAUAUUUUCCAUUGAAUCCUAAAUAAUAAUGAUAAAAUGUGUUGAAUAAU
This is a messenger RNA of Apis laboriosa (Himalayan honeybee), 562 nucleotides long. Its product is annotated as histone H2B-like. Gene Ontology annotation, cellular component: nucleosome. Gene Ontology annotation, molecular function: structural constituent of chromatin; protein heterodimerization activity; DNA binding. NCBI's taxonomy places the organism in Eukaryota, Metazoa, Arthropoda, Insecta, Hymenoptera, Apidae. The record is from RefSeq and is a predicted model, not a curated record. The coding region runs from base 37 to 408 and encodes 123 amino acids. The transcript has a single exon.